Messenger RNA from Labeo rohita (rohu), 1989 nucleotides. It is a transcript of the gene p2rx2, whose product is annotated as purinergic receptor P2X, ligand-gated ion channel, 2. The transcript has 12 exons. Bases 195 to 1397 code for a protein of 400 amino acids. Gene Ontology annotation, molecular function: extracellularly ATP-gated monoatomic cation channel activity; ATP binding; purinergic nucleotide receptor activity. Lineage: Eukaryota; Metazoa; Chordata; Actinopteri; Cypriniformes; Cyprinidae. Gene Ontology annotation, cellular component: plasma membrane; nuclear inner membrane. Gene Ontology annotation, biological process: monoatomic cation transmembrane transport; response to ATP. The record is from RefSeq and is a predicted model, not a curated record.
UAUGAUAUAGAACAAUCGGGAAAAAAUGAAAAGAGAGUGCAAUUUCUGGAGAGAGAGAGUGAGAGAUGGAGACAGAGAGGGAGAGAGAGACAGAGAGGCUGUAGUACACAAGUGGGUGUUACUAUACAGCAUCAGUUCAGUGGUGAAGAUUAGGACGUUCAUUUUGCAGGAACAUACAAGGAUUUUUUAUAAAAAUGGGUUGUCUGGAGUUCCUCAAAGACUUUUUCCUGGGUUUCUGGGACUAUGAAACUCCAAAAGUAAUGGUGGUGAAGGACAAAAAACUCGGAGUCAUUUACAGAGCCGUACAGUUCCUGGUUAUCACAUAUUUCAUUUGGUAUGUAUUUAUCAGUCAGAAAGCAUAUCAGGAGACUGAGACGCGUCCAGAGAGCUCAGUGUACACUGAAAUGAGAGGUGUGGCCAUGCUGGGAGACAGCGUUCAGGACACAACAGAAUACGUCAGACCAUCUGAGGGAGGUGAUGUGAUCAGUACAAUUCUUAGAAGAGAAGUGACACACGAUCAGACGCAGGGCACGUGUGCUGAGCAUUACAGUGUUGCCAAUGCAAACUGCACAAAAGAUUCUGACUGCACUCAAGGGGAAAUUGACUUUGAUGGACAUGGUCAAAGAACAGGACGGUGUAUCCAGUACUACAACUACACAUUCAAGACCUGUGAGAUCAAAACCUGGUGUCCCAUUGAGGAAUAUGCUGUUGUCAGAGAACCAGCUUUGGAACAGGCUAUUAAUUUCACAGUGUUCAUAAAGAAUGCCAUCCAUUUCCCAAAAUUUAAAGUUCUGAGAGGCAACAUCAAACCAAACAAGCCGAAGAAAUUGCAACGGUGCCAGUAUCACCCAGAAACCAAUCCGUAUUGUCCAGUGUUCAGUCUGGGCUUCAUCGCAACACAGGCCCGAGAGAAAUUCAGCGAACUUUGCAGAACGGGUGGAAUAAUUGGCGUGUUCAUUAACUGGAAGUGUGAUUUUGAUGUGGAUCCGUCAGAGUGCAUUCCAACAUAUUCAUUCAGAAGACUGGACAUGAGAAAAAACCUACCCAGCUCAGGAUAUUACUACAGGUUUGCAAAGUAUUACCAUAAGGAUGGUGUGGAGUACAGGACACUCAUAAAAGCCUACGGGAUUCGGCUGGAUGUCAUUGUUCAUGGACAUGCAGGAAGAUUCAGUCUGAUUCCAACCAUCAUCAACACAGUCACGGCCAUGACGUCAGUAGGAAUUUGCUCAAUCAUCUGUGACUGGAUCAUGCUGACAUUUAUCGAUAAGAAUGAAGUCUUCAGUGAAAAGAAGUUUGAUGAUGUCUCCAAGAAACCCAGUCAGCCAAUCACAACAGACCUCACGCUUACAAGCUAUGGCUCCACCCACUCUGACCUGUCAGAUGGCGUGCCAUUAUAAAACAUCCUGCGCUCCAGUGAAGGCAUGCCAUGCCAAUUAUACAGCACAGUAGAAUGUUUUUACAUUAAGGACUGGAUAUUUUCCUGUCAUAGGAACAAUAAAUGUAGAAAACAGCACAACAUGUCGUAUGUGACCCUGGACCACAAAACCAGUUUUAAGUCGCUGGGGUUUAUUUGUAGCAAUAGCCAAAAAUACAUUGUAUGGGUAAAAAUUAUUGAUUUUUCUUUUAUGGCAAAAAUCAUUAGGAAAUUAAGUAAAGAUCAUGUUCCAUGAAGAUAUUUUGUAAAAUUCCUAAUGUAAAUAUAUCAAAACUUAAUUUUUGAUUGGUCAUAUACAUUGUUAAGAACAUUAUUUGAAGAACUUUAAAGGCAAUUUUCUCAAUAAUUUGAUUUUUUUGCACCCUCAGAUUCCUGAUUUUUAAAUAGUUGUAUCUCGGCCAAAUAAUAACAAACUAUACAUCAAUGAAAAGCUUAUUUAUUCAGCUUUCAUAAGAUGUAUAAUCUCAAUUUUGAAAAAAAAAAAUGACCCUUAUGACUGUUUUUGUGAACCAGAGUCACAUAUGUGAAUCUAGAAAGCUUCAAAAACAUGCAAA